Messenger RNA from Cucumis sativus (cucumber), 2776 nucleotides. RefSeq names its product heat shock protein 90-6, mitochondrial. Bases 170 to 2545 code for a protein of 791 amino acids. The record is from RefSeq and is a predicted model, not a curated record. The transcript has 20 exons. Gene Ontology annotation, biological process: protein stabilization; protein folding; cellular response to heat. Gene Ontology annotation, cellular component: protein-containing complex; plasma membrane; cytosol. NCBI's taxonomy places the organism in Eukaryota, Viridiplantae, Streptophyta, Magnoliopsida, Cucurbitales, Cucurbitaceae. Gene Ontology annotation, molecular function: ATP binding; ATP-dependent protein folding chaperone; ATP hydrolysis activity.
UGAUUCAAUGUAAAAUUUGUGACAAUGCUGAAGGAUCCUUCUUUUCCAGAAGCUUCGACCAAAACCCUACUAAACCCCUUUCCACCUUCCCAUUCUUCGCCCUCGACGCUUCCUUUCUACUACUGAUCUCAAUCCCUUCCUUCUUUUGCUUCAUUCAACCUUCGUCGCUAUGCACAAGCUCUCCAGGCGCUCCGUCACUGCCAUCCUUCGCUCUGGUGGAGCUUACAACCACCGACAUGCUGCCUCCGCUUUGCCUCCGGCUACUCAUGCCUCUCACCUCUCCCAUUCGGUGGUUGAGAGUGAUGUUAAUGUUAGACGGUACUCAUUGUUAACGGUUGGCCAGUUGGAUUCGGCAAAACCUUCCUCUCAAUUGAAUCUGAAGCAUACUUUUUCAUUGGCCCGAUUUGAAUCAACUGCCACAGCGUCUGAUGCAUCAGCUACUCCUCCAGUUGAGAAGUACGAGUAUCAAGCAGAGGUGAGUCGUCUCAUGGACCUCAUUGUUAACAGCUUGUACAGCAACAAGGAAGUUUUUCUUCGGGAGCUUAUAAGCAAUGCAAGUGAUGCCUUGGAUAAGCUGCGCUUUCUGAGUGUUACAGACUCUGGACUAUUGAAGGAAGCAGUUGAUUUCGAUAUACGCAUCCAAACUGAUAAAGAUAAUGGAAUUUUAAGUAUAACUGAUACUGGAAUAGGCAUGACUAGGCAAGAACUUGUUGACUGCCUUGGUACUAUUGCCCAGAGUGGAACUGCAAAGUUCUUGAAAGCGCUGAAGGAUAGCAAGGAUGCUGGUGGAGACAAUAAUUUAAUAGGUCAAUUUGGUGUUGGAUUCUAUUCUGCAUUUCUGGUUGCUGACCGGGUGGUUGUGUCUACAAAGAGCCCCAAGUCUGAUAAGCAAUAUGUGUGGGAAGGUGAGGCAAAUGCUAGCUCGUACACUAUUAGAGAAGAAACAGAUCCUGAGAAGCAACUCCCGAGAGGAACCUGCCUUACAUUGUAUUUAAAGCGUGAUGACAAAGGUUUUGCUCAUCCAGAGCGCAUUCAGAAGCUUGUGAAAAACUAUUCACAGUUCGUUUCAUUUCCAAUAUACACCUGGCAGGAGAAGGGUUUCACUAAAGAGGUAGAAGUUGAGGAGGAUCCAACUGAAGCUAGCAAGGACGGACAGGAUGGAAAAACUGAGAAGAAGAAGAAAACAAAGACUGUUGUGGAGAAGUACUGGGACUGGGAACUCACUAAUGAGACCCAACCAAUAUGGCUUCGGAACCCAAAGGAAGUCUCCACAGAGGAUUACAAUGAAUUCUACAAAAAAACUUUUAAUGAGUACUUGGAUCCAUUAGCGUCAUCUCACUUCACAACAGAGGGUGAAGUAGAAUUCAGGUCAAUACUUUAUGUUCCAGCUGUUUCGCCUGUGGGAAAGGAGGAUUUUUUCAAUUCCAAGACUAAAAAUAUUAGGCUUUACGUGAAAAGGGUGUUUAUUUCAGAUGAUUUUGAUGGAGAAUUGUUUCCUCGAUACUUAAGCUUUGUCAAGGGUGUUGUGGACUCAAAUGACCUUCCUCUAAAUGUUUCACGUGAAAUCCUUCAAGAGAGUCGAAUAGUACGAAUCAUGAGGAAGAGAUUGGUCAGGAAAGCUUUUGACAUGAUUCUAGGCCUCUCCAUGAGUGAGAAUAAAGAAGAUUAUGAUAAGUUCUGGGAUAAUUUUGGAAAGCAUUUGAAAUUGGGUUGCAUUGAGGACUCUGAGAAUCAUAAACGAAUUGCUCCACUGCUUCGAUUUUUCUCUUCUCAAAGUGAAGAAUAUGUGAUUAGUCUUGAUGAAUAUGUUGCAAACAUGAAACCAGAGCAGAAAGAUAUCUAUUAUAUUGCUUCUGACAGUGUCACUAGUGCAAAAAAUACUCCCUUCCUUGAGAAACUUCUUGAAAAGGGUCUUGAAGUCUUAUAUUUAGUUGAUCCAAUUGAUGAAGUUGCCAUCCAGAACUUGAAAUCGUACCAAGAGAAAAACUUUGUUGACAUUAGCAAGGAAGAUUUGGAUUUAGGUGAUAAGAACGAAGAGAAGGAAAAAGAAAUGAAACAGGAGUUCGGCCAAACUUGUGAUUGGAUUAAGAAACGCUUGGGAGACAAAGUAGCCGGUGUUCGGAUAUCAAGUCGCCUAAGUUCUUCACCCUGCGUUCUUGUUGCUGGAAAGUUUGGUUGGUCUGCCAACAUGGAGAAGCUGAUGAAGACACAAAGUGUCAGCAAUGCCUCUAAUUUUGACUUCAUGAGAAGUAGAAGGGUGUUUGAAGUCAACGCCGAGCACCCAAUUAUUAAAAACCUGGAUGCUGCAUGCAAGAGUAACCCCAGUGAUGAAGAUGCUUUGAGAGCCAUUGAUCUUCUGUAUGAUGCAGCUUUAGUUUCCAGUGGCUUUACGCCUGAAAAUCCGGCCCAGCUGGGUGGUAAGAUAUAUGAGAUGAUGGGCAUGGCACUUUCCGGCAAAUGGUAUGUACCUCAACCACAAUCUCAAUCGCAACCAGAACCAUUAGAAGCAGAAGUUGAACCAGUCGAAGCUGACAACCAAAAGUGAAUACUAGACAUAGGAGAGUGGACCGUAUGUAGGAUGGGGGAGUACUAAAAGAUGUACGAGAAAUUUUGUCCAUGAAGUUUGUAGGAGGGGGGAGGAUUUAAUUAUUAUUCCACUCCAAACUGCUAGUUUUGUCCUUGGAAUCAAUUGAUCUCUUUUGUUUUCCCAUUUCUUCUUAAUGCUCAUCCAUUCGAAAUAUUACUAAGAAAUUUCUAACAAAAUUUCCUUAAUUGA